AUGAAGGGAUUAGUUUUGCAGCUAGCUUGGAGCUACAGUGAGGCUGAUUUUAGAGCGAACUUGGAGCAGAUUAAAGAAUGGGACUUUGUUGUUUACCAAGAUGUUAUGAAGCAAAAACCUGAAACUUGGUGCAGGGCAUUCUACAAGAUCGGAAACUACUGUGAAGAUGUGGAGAAUAACUCCACAGAAUCGUGGAACAGCACAGUCUCCAAAGCCAGAGAGAAGAUGAUUGUGCCUAUGCUUGAGACAAUAGCUAGGCUCACAAUGGUGUGUAUUGCGAAGAGAGAUGUCAUAGCCGGUGGACAUGAAAGCCUAUGCACUCCAUAUGUGAUUGAGUAUCUCGAGUAG
Messenger RNA from Microthlaspi erraticum, 348 nucleotides. Lineage: Eukaryota; Viridiplantae; Streptophyta; Magnoliopsida; Brassicales; Brassicaceae. The record is from the annotation of a GenBank genome assembly.